This is a messenger RNA of Mercenaria mercenaria, 4640 nucleotides long. RefSeq lists its product as uncharacterized. Gene Ontology annotation, cellular component: membrane. The record is from RefSeq and is a predicted model, not a curated record. Gene Ontology annotation, molecular function: symporter activity. NCBI's taxonomy places the organism in Eukaryota, Metazoa, Mollusca, Bivalvia, Venerida, Veneridae. The transcript is spliced from 35 exons. Gene Ontology annotation, biological process: transmembrane transport; sodium ion transport. Bases 96 to 4505 code for a protein of 1469 amino acids.
AUUGUUCUAUUUAUUUAUGUGUUUGUCAUUUGUCUAUCCGGUAGACAUUUUUCAGAAUUUAGAAACGGAUCUUGCAGAACAUCGAGACCGUCGCCAUGGUGAAUCCGGAUCACACGUUCCAUAUCGCAGAUUACUGCAUCUUCGCCGUUACUAUUGUAAUUUCGUUAGGUAUCGGCUUGUACUAUGCAUUAUCUGGCGGAAAACAACGAACAACUUCGGAGUACUUCGUUGGAAAUCGGCAAAUGGCUAUACUUCCGGUUGCUAUAUCCCUGAUGGUGUCGUUUGAAUCAUCUAUAAUGAUGCUUGGAACCCCAGCAGAGGUGUACGUGUACGGUUUACAAUGGCUGAUGGGAAAUCUGGGAUUCUUCAUUGCCAACAUCCUAUCUAUUGUGAUAGUGGUUCCCCUUGUCCACCCACUGAAGAUAACCAGCGCAUAUGAGUAUCUUGAACUGAGAUUUGACUCACAUGCUGUUCGAAUACUGGGCACAGUUCUUGGAAUGUUGAGUUAUACUGCGUAUAUGGGGAUCGUUUUAUUUGGACCAGCUAUAGCGCUUGAAGGAGUCACCGGAUUCCCACAGUGGGGUUCCAUAGUGUCGGUAGCCGCUGCCUCAGUCAUAUACACUUCUAUUGGUGGUUUAAAAGCCGUAAUCUGGACGGAUGUGUUUCAAUGUGCAGUGAUGUUUGCUGGUUUUUUUGCAGUUCUCAUAAAGGGUACAAUGCAAAUAGGUGGUAUAGGCAAGACAUGGGAAAUAGCGUAUGAGAAAGGACGAGUCAAUAUAUUUAACUUUGAUCCAGAUCCCACGAUAAGGCACACGUUCUGGAGCUUGUUUGUUGGAAGCAUAAUACGUGGCUUCGGACUCGUCUUUAACCAGUCUUCCAUACAGAGAAUCAGUUCCACACCAACUGUUGACGCAGCUAGAAAGGUGUUGAUGUUUGUUGCACCUGGAUUCUUUUUGUCCUUGACCUUGGCAGGUAUAGAAGGGGUCAUUGCAUAUGCGUACUAUGAUACUCUUGGAUGUGACCCUCUCAAGUCAAAACAAAUCACAAACCCAAAUCAGAUAGUUCCGUAUAUGGUCAUGGACAUAUUCAAAAACCUACAAGGAAUGCCAGGGCUUUUCAUGGCUUCCCUCUUCAGUGCAUCACUCAGUACAUUAUCCUCUGGAUUAAGUAGCCUUUCAGCUUUGUUCUGGACAGAUCUUGUGAAACCUCACGUAAAGCCCAUGUCGGAGUUCAAGGCUACAUUGCUUUCCAAGCUAUCUGUUGUCGUGUUUGGCGGGCUGGCGGUGUUUGUUGCAUUUAUGAUUGCCAUGAUAGGUGGUACAUUAAUUCAGAUUACCGGAAGUCUUUUAUCAGCAUUUGGUGGACCCUUAAGUGGAUUGUUUAUGUUUGGAGCAUUUUGUCCUUGGGGAAAUGCUAAGGGAGGAUUUUGGGGAACCGUCUUGUCAGCCAUUGUGACUUUUAUUCUUGCAAUCGGACAAAUGACAACGAAAGGCGCGGUAAAGAACACAAGGCUUCCACCUGGACCGGUCGACUCUUGCCCAGCGGUAGAAGUUAUUAAUUUUGUAGCCAAUAUGACAAUGGCUAACAACACGACAAUGUCUACACUUGCAAAUUUCACGUCAACAAUGUCGACUUUAGCAAGCUCAAUGGGUACUGUAGAGACUGUUGCACAAGGCACUGCAGAACCAACAGGAUUUAGACGGAUAUUUAUGGUGUCAUACCAGUGGUUUGGUGGAAUUGGUGUUAUGCAAGUAAUGAUAUACGGCACUAUCAUUUCAUUUUGCACAGGUUACAAAAAGCCUGGAGAGGUGAAAAGAAAGUACCUUAUACCAUUCUAUGAUAGUCUGUUCCCGUUUCUACCUGAAUGUAUUCGUAGGCCAUUGAGGUGUGGUUACCACUUCGAGAAAGAUGAGGACGACGAGGAAAAGACGGACACUGUGUACAACAAACUAAAUGGCAAAGAGCUGGAUGUAUUUCAUGUUGAUCUAGUAAUUGAGAAGCCAAAUGGAGUAGUCGACAAACAACCAAAAGCAGAACAUAAUCAUACCGACAAGAAUGGAGAUGCUGUUUUCGUAGAUAAUAAACAAAGCGAUGGCCGAAUCAGUAAUGAAGCACUAAAUCAAGAAGACGUUAUGGUGACUCAUUCUGUUGAUGACCUCUCUCCACGGAAAAUGCAAGUUAAAGAUAUGGAAAUGGAUAUACUAAGAGGAGGAACUAGCAAUGAAUAUAUUGUUAUGGACAAGUUGGAUGAUAGCAGAAUCCUGAAGAUGAGAGCUAAGAGCAUUGAGAUGGACAUACAACCAGAGUAUAGAAAUUUUGUCAGAAACGUUAAAAUGGUGAACCAAGGCAAAUAUUUCCACGUGGCUGACUACUGCAUAUUUGGAGCCACAGUGGUGAUAUCGCUUGCAAUUGGGAUCUACCACGCACUUUCUGGUGGCAAACAGAGGACAACUUCAGAAUUCUUCGUUGGAAACAGGAGAAUGGCCAUCAUACCGGUGGCGAUUUCGCUCCUAGUAUCAUUUGAGUCUUCAAUUCUUAUGCUCGGCCAGCCAGCGGAGGUCUACGUAUACGGUAUUCAGACGAUAAUGGCAGGAGUUGGAUUUUUCUUUGCCAAUAUCCUGUCUAUUAUAAUAAUAGUUCCUUUGAUGCAUCCAUUGAAAAUCACCAGUGCCUACGAGUAUUUGGAAUUACGGUUUAAAUCCCAUGCCGUCCGAAUCCUAGGAACUAUUCUGGCAAUGUUGGGUUAUACUGGUUAUAUGGGAAUUGUACUUUUUGGUCCAGCUACUGCAUUGGAAGCAGUGACUGGUUUACCUCAUUGGGUAUCUAUCACAUCCAUAGCUGUUGCUGCUAUUAUCUAUACUUCAAUUGGAGGUUUGAAAGCGGUUAUCUGGACAGACGUUUUUCAGUUUAUUGUAAUGUACGCAGGAUUUUUCGCCAUUUUAGCUCGGGGUACAAUACAAAUUGGUGGUAUUAGUAAAACAUGGGAAAUAGCACAAGAAAAGGGAAGACUCAACUUCUUUGAUUUUGAUCCCGACCCGACUCUUCGUCAAUCGUUCUGGAGCUUAGUUAUUGGAACUUUGAUUCGUGGAUUUGGUCUUGUAUUUAACCAAUCUUCUAUACAACGUAUUAGUUCCACACCCUCUGUAUCGGCUGCUAGAAAGGUGUUGUACUUGGUCGCUCCAGGUUUCUUAAUCACCGGAUUCUUAGCUAUAAUAGAAGGUAUCAUAGCGUAUGGUUACUAUGAUACACUGGGGUGCGAUCCACUUGCAUCAAAACAAAUUUCCAAUCCAAAUCAGAUCAUACCUUAUAUGGUGAUGGACAUAUUUGAAGGACUACCAGGUCUGCCAGGACUUUUUAUGGCGUCUUUAUUCAGUGCUUCUUUAAGUACCAUAUCUAGUGGACUCAGCAGCCUAUCAGCUCAGUUUUGGACCGACCUUGUAAAACCACACGUAAAACCCAUGUCAGAGUUUAAAGCAACGGUGAUAGCAAAGUUCGCAGUAGUUCUUUUUGGUGGCCUCAUUAUUGCUGUAGCCUUUAUGACUGCUACUGUUGGUGGCACUCUUAAUCAAAUUGCUGCGAGUCUGUUGUCCGCAUUUGGAGGUCCGCUGACAGGGAUGUUUGUGUUUGGAGCAUUCUGUCCAUGGGGAAACGCAAUGGGAGGUUUUUGGGGCACAAUUUUGUCAGCGAUUGUUACUUUCAUUAUGUCCUUCGGUCAAAUAACAACCAAAGGAUCCGUCCGAGACACUAGACUUCCACCAGCUCCUGUUGACCAAUGUUUUGCUACAGAGGCUUCUAACAAUUUCAACAUGACCACUAUAUCGACUGCAAUGUACUUGAUCAACUCUACAUCACAGACUGGCUCGACCGUUGCACAAAUUAUUGAAACUUCAGAAAUAACUGGGUUCAGGCGCAUGUUUACGGUAUCAUUUCAUUGGUUUGGAGUGAUUGGUAUUUUGCUUUCGGUGAUAUUUGGAAGUAUAAUAUCUUUUUGCACAGGUUACAAGAAACCGGGUGAAGUGAAAGCCAAAUAUCUAAUAUCAUUUUACGACAGUCUCUUUCCAUUCUUACCUGAAUGUAUCCGAAAACCUCUCAGGUGUGGAUACGACUUUAAAAGGGAUGAGGACGACAAAGAAAACAUACCUGAAGAGGAGAUCAUAGCUGACCUGUACAGAGUCGAAAAAGAAGUGUUGCCUGUAAACGAUACCAUGCAAAUGGUGUCACCUGACGACAACGGCCACCUUGUUGUCAACGGGAAAGCGUUGUUUGGAGACGACUACAUAGAUACUAACUUAUCGAGUGUACCUAUUGAGGACGAAACAUUGGUUACGAAGUCAGCUGAUGACCUUACUCUUCGUAAGAUGCCAAUAGCAGACAUAGAUAUAGAAAUUCUGAGAGGUGGUAGAAGUUCGGAAUUUAUUGUAAUGGAAACAAUGAAUGAUACACGCACCCUUAAACUCAAAACAAUUAGCUCAGAGUAUGUAGUAUUGCCAGAGGAACAUAGUUAAAGGUUUAUAUUUCUAUAUUUGUUUCUGUUAUGCCAUAAGAAUAGAGUUAUAAAUCUUAUUUUCUUUGUGUGCAAAUUACUAGUAUAUAUGUUGUGACCGUCUGUUAUCCUGAUUAAUAUUUUUGUAUGAAAUAAG